Messenger RNA from Pan troglodytes (chimpanzee), 2375 nucleotides. It is a transcript of the gene LRCH2, whose product is annotated as leucine rich repeats and calponin homology domain containing 2. Gene Ontology annotation, cellular component: cytoplasm. The record is from RefSeq and is a predicted model, not a curated record. NCBI's taxonomy places the organism in Eukaryota, Metazoa, Chordata, Mammalia, Primates, Hominidae. Bases 57 to 2354 code for a protein of 765 amino acids. Gene Ontology annotation, molecular function: protein binding. The transcript is spliced from 21 exons.
UACACUCGCGGCACAGGCUGACAGUAUUGUCGGGGGCUAUUCUCUCUCCCAGGAACAUGGCGGCGAGUCAGGGAGGAGGUGGUAACAGUGGGGGCGGCGGUUGUGGUGGAGGUGGAAGUAGCGGUGGCUGUGGCACGGCUGGAGGGGGAGGUGGCGGGGCUGGAGGGGGAGGCGGCGGCGGCGGCGGGACCCUGGUGGUCCCCAUCCCGGUACCGACUCUUUUCGGUCAGCCGUUCCCCAACGGGCCGCCGUGGAACCCGGGGAGCCUGCAGCCUCAGCACACCGUGAGGAGCCUGGACCGGGCCCUGGAAGAGGCGGGCAGCUCCGGUAUCCUGAGCCUCAGUGGUCGGAAACUCCGAGACUUCCCGGGCAGCGGCUACGACCUGACGGACACCACCCAAGCAGAUCUUUCCAGAAAUCGUUUUACAGAAAUUCCUUCUGAUGUCUGGUUAUUUGCACCCCUUGAAACAUUAAAUUUAUAUCAUAAUUGCAUCAAAACCAUUCCUGAAGCCAUUAAAAAUCUGCAGAUGUUAACAUACCUUAACAUUAGCCGAAAUCUUUUAUCAACAUUGCCAAAAUACCUAUUUGAUCUUCCCCUUAAAGUUUUGGUCGUCAGUAAUAAUAAACUGGUAUCCAUUCCAGAAGAAAUUGGGAAGUUAAAAGAUUUAAUGGAAUUGGAUAUUAGCUGCAAUGAGAUUCAAGUCCUUCCCCAACAAAUGGGAAAAUUACAUUCACUUAGAGAGCUAAAUAUAAGAAGAAAUAAUCUUCAUGUUUUGCCAGAUGAAUUAGGAGACCUUCCCUUAGUCAAGCUGGAUUUCUCUUGUAAUAAAGUGACCGAAAUUCCAGUUUGUUACAGAAAACUGCAUCAUUUACAAGUAAUAAUAUUGGAUAACAAUCCAUUGCAAGUACCACCAGCACAGAUAUGUUUAAAGGGUAAGGUGCACAUAUUUAAGUACUUAAAUAUUCAAGCAUGUUGCAGAAUGGAUAAGAAACCAGAUUCCCUGGAUCUUCCAUCAUUGAGUAAACGAAUGCCCUCCCAGCCUCUCACAGACAGUAUGGAAGAUUUUUAUCCAAAUAAAAAUCAUGGCCCUGACUCCGGAAUUGGAAGUGAUAAUGGAGAGAAACGAUUAUCCACAACAGAACCAUCAGAUGAUGACACAGUCAGCCUUCAUUCUCAAGUCUCAGAAUCAAAUAGAGAGCAGACAUCAAGAAAUGACAGUCACAUAAUAGGAAGUAAGACUGAUUCUCAGAAAGACCAGGAGGUAUAUGAUUUUGUUGACCCCAACACAGAAGAUGUAGCAGUUCCUGAACAGGGAAAUGCACAUAUUGGAUCAUUUGUAUCAUUCUUUAAGGGAAAAGAAAAAUGUUCUGAAAAAUCUCGGAAAAAUGAAGAAUUAGGAGAUGAAAAAAGACUUGAGAAAGAACAGUUACUGGCGGAGGAAGAGGAUGAUGAUUUGAAGGAAGUAACUGAUUUGAGGAAAAUAGCUGCUCAGUUAUUGCAGCAGGAACAGAAGAACAGGAUUCUUAAUCAUUCAACUUCUGUGAUGAGAAACAAGCCAAAACAAACUGUGGAAUGUGAAAAGAGUGUCUCAGCAGAUGAAGUUAAUUCACCAUUAUCACCCCUCACCUGGCAGCCCUUAGAAAAUCAGAAGGAUCAAAUAGAUGAACAACCGUGGCCAGAAUCUCACCCUAUAAUCUGGCAGAGUGAAGAAAGGAGGCGGAGCAAACAGAUUAGAAAAGAAUAUUUCAAGUAUAAAUCAAUGAGGAAGAGUUCAAGUGGCAAUGAAAAUGAUGAGCAAGACAGUGAUAAUGCUAAUAUGUCACCACAAUCUCCAGUAUCAUCUGAGGAAUAUGACAGAACUGAUGGUUUUUCACACAGUCCCUUUGGCUUGAAACCUAGAUCAGCUUUUAGCCGCUCAUCUCGCCAAGAAUAUGGGGCAGCAGAUCCAGGAUUUACAAUGAGAAGAAAGAUGGAACAUUUACGGGAAGAGCGAGAGCAAAUACGACAACUUCGCAACAAUCUUGAAUCCAGGUUAAAAGUAAUUUUGCCUGAUGACAUUGGAGCUGCACUGAUGGAUGGGGUUGUUCUUUGCCAUUUAGCCAAUCAUAUAAGGCCACGUUCUGUUGCUAGUAUUCAUGUACCAUCACCAGCAGUGCCCAAACUGAGCAUGGCAAAAUGUCGAAGAAAUGUAGAAAAUUUUCUUGAUGCUUGUAAAAAGUUGGGUGUCUCACAGGAAAGACUUUGUUUGCCUCAUCAUAUUUUGGAAGAACGAGGACUUGUGAAAGUUGGUGUCACAGUUCAGGCGCUCCUUGAAUUACCAACAACCAAGGCAUCUCAGCUUUCUAUGGCUUAAUAUAACAUUUUAAAAUUCUAA